Chenopodium quinoa (quinoa) is the source of this 804-nucleotide messenger RNA. RefSeq lists its product as uncharacterized. The record is from RefSeq and is a predicted model, not a curated record. Bases 1 to 804 code for a protein of 267 amino acids. Lineage: Eukaryota; Viridiplantae; Streptophyta; Magnoliopsida; Caryophyllales; Amaranthaceae. The transcript has a single exon.
AUGUCAACGGAAAUAUACUUUGAUAUUAUUACAGAGACUGGUUUGCUAGGGGCACGACCUGCAGGUACUCCUAUUGAGCAGAAUCAUACUCUGGCCAAAUCAGAGUCUUCUUUCUUUUCUGAUCCUGAAAUGUAUCGUCGUCUUGUGGGUCGCUUGAUCUAUUUAUCCUUCACGAGACCUGAUUUGGCUUAUGCGGUUCAUAUCCUGUCUCAAUUUAUGCAACAACCGCGUCAGGAUCUUUGGGAGGCCGCUCUUCGUACAGUGCGUUACUUGAAAGGAUGUCCGGGCCAGGGAAUCCUUUUGAGCUCUGAUUGUGAUCUGCAUAUUACAGGUUGGUGUGACUCGGAUUGGGCUAGUUGUCCUCUCACGAGACGAUCUAGUUCUGGUUGGUUGGUGUUUCUUGGUGCUUCCCCUAUAUCCUGGAAGACUAAGAAGCAGGACACUGUGGCUAAGUCUUCCGCUGAGGCCGAAUUUCGUUCAAUGUCUAAAACCACUGAUGAGUUGAAGUGGUACAAGGCUCUCCUUCUGAGUCUAGGUGUUAUGCAUCCCCGUGCAAUGAGUUUAUUUUGUGAUAGUCAAUCCGCAUUGUAUAUUGCGCGGAUGCCGGUCUUCCAUGAGCAUACUAAACACAUUGAGGUUGAUUGCUAUUAUCUCCGUGAUGCGAUUCAGGAUGGAAUUAUCAGUCCGUCGUAUGUGAAAACGACGGAACAACUUGCGGAUAUUUUUACUAAGGCAUUGAACAAGCAACAAUUCAUGUAUUUACUGGGCAAGUUGUGCAUUUGUGAUUUGCAUGCUCCAACAUGA